UUGUACUACUACCUACUCCCAUUCAUUCAUUCGUUCCAUUUCCACCAAGUGACCAAACAAAACAUAGGUGGUGGCGGAAUCUCCGAGGGACUCUCCCUCUCCAUAAAACCUAACCAAACACGAGAAGAGAAGAGAAAAGAAACCGCGCGCUUCAGUUCCGUUUGUUUCACUCUCUCUCCCUCGCUCCCUCUCCCAAACCCUUCCCCAAACGCCUUCAGACUGAGACCCUCGCUCUCUCUUCGCGUCUCUGCCAAACAUGGCAACGCCGACGGCGUCUCUUCCUCUUCCUUCGUUCGCCGAUCUUGGACUCUCUCUCCCUCCUCUUCCUUCAAGUUCCGCCCUCUCUCUUCCCCUUCGCCUCCACACGCCGCCGAGAACACGCUCUUCAAGACUCUCGAACUCGGCGCCUUGUUCGGCCUCUGGUACCUCUUCAACAUCUACUUCAAUAUCUACAACAAGCAGGUUCUAUUCUCUCGCCAGAUCUCUUGUUAA
Messenger RNA from Cajanus cajan (pigeon pea), 492 nucleotides. The record is from RefSeq and is a predicted model, not a curated record. Lineage: Eukaryota; Viridiplantae; Streptophyta; Magnoliopsida; Fabales; Fabaceae.